AUGACUUCAGCACUCUUUCCGAAUGUCAUUUGGUUCGUAUAUCUCGCAUUGAGUCAAUUCACGCCAAUAUAUUCCGCCCUCCUCCCAAGGAUAUAUGCACCGUUUCCUUCCUGGAACGUCACAUCAUCCGCCCGACUCAGCACCUCCAACGCGACUCAGCUCUCCCAUCCGGGCUUCGACACGUCCGGAUGGUACACCAUCGGCUCAAAAGGCACGCUCAUGUCCACAUUGAUCCAGAACCACGUCUACAACGAAGCCGCUCUGUUCUACUCGACCAAUUUGCAAAACGUCGAUGCCAGUCAGUUCCGGGUACCGUGGUACUAUAGAUCGGAGGGAAACCUGGGACAAGAUAAUAAUCCCUCAUACUACUACACGCUCAGAACGCAUGGGAUCUCCUCGAGAGCUGAUAUCUGGCUCAACGGGAAGCAGGUUGCAGAUAAAGAGAUACAAGCUGGAGCAUAUGGCGGCCUUGAGUAUGACGUGACGAAUAAACUAAGCUUUCAAGGUGCAAAUGUACUGUUAGUCAAGGUCUAUCCGACCGAUUACAAUCGCGAUUUUGCUCUUGGUUUUGUGGACUGGAAUCCUUAUCCCGCAGACAACGGUACAGGAAUCUGGCGCGACAUCGAGCUUAAGAGGACAGGCCAAGUAAGCCUCGGUAGCCUUCGCGUCACAACGCGAGCGCUGCUCGACGGCGCGGUUGAUAUCUACCUUGAAGUCAAGAACGUGAAGAAGAAUGCUAGUGCGAGUGGGUACAUUGACUGCGCAAUUUACGACCCCAAUGGCAUCAAACUUGGGGCUCCGAGGUCGGGCUUCGAUUUGGGAGGCGGAGAACAAGCGACAUUCAGUCUUGAAGCAAGAGUGAACGAUCCGCAGGUUUGGUGGCCAAGACAGUGGGGUGAUCAACCGCUGUAUAGCGUGCAGUGCAAUGCUACUACAAAGGCUGGCGGCUUGAGUGAUGCGACUCCGGUAACGAGGUUUGGCAUCCGGACUGUCACGAAGCAAUUGGACGCUAAGUAUAACGAUACUACCUUUUACGUCAACGGCGAGCGGUUCCAAGUCCUCGGAGCUGGCUAUACCUCCGACAUCUUUCUUCGCUUCGACGAGGACAAGCUACGAGCACAAUUUCAGUACGUGCUAGAUAUGGGCCUCAACACUAUCCGCUUGGAAGGCAAACAAGAGCAUCCCUUCCUCUACAAUCUCGCGGACGAACUUGGUAUCAUGAUCCUCGCUGGAUGGGAAUGUUGUGAUAAAUGGGAAGGCUGGACUUAUAACGUCGAAGGCACUGGCGAGAAAUGGACAGACGCCGACUACAAUAUUGCGAAUCGUUCCAUACGUCACGAAGCGGAGCUCAUGCAGAGUCAUCCGAGCAUGCUUGGAUUCCUGGUCGGAAGUGACUUCUGGCCCGACGACCGCGCAACGCAAAUCUACGUUGACGCACUCAAGGCCUACAAUUGGAAUAUACCAAUCAUCGCAUCCGCAAGCCAGAAUGGCGCGCCCGACCUUCUUGGGAAUGGAGGCAUGAGAAUGGAGGGGCCUUACGACUGGGUGUCUCCCAAUUACUGGUACGAUAACCAGGGGCGACUUGGUAGUGCAGCUGGUUUUGGCUCCGAACUCGGUGCUGGCGUGGGAACACCUGAACUCGGAUCUCUCAAGAAGUUUCUCAGCCCAGAGGACCUCGGAGACCUGUGGAAGAAGGAAAGUAAAGAUAAAGGGCUGUACCACAUGUCCACGAACGUGUCGUCGUUCUACACGAGGACGAUAUACAACGAUGCGCUGUGGGCUCGAUACGGUGCGCCCUCUUCCCUCUCCGACUACCUGCUCAAAGCCCAAAUGGCAGACUAUGAAGCUACACGUUCUCAGUUCGAGGCCUACUUGUCUCGCUGGAAUAAAGCAUUGGAGCGGCCCGCUACAGGUCUUAUUUACUGGAUGCUGAACAAUGCGUGGCCGUCGCUGCACUGGAACCUCUUCGAUUACUACCUACACCCUGGCGGGAGCUAUUUCGGCGUGAAAACCGCUCUGGGCAAACUGGAGACGGCGGUUUAUGAUUACGGGGACAAGACCGUUUACUUGGUGAACAGAAAGUCAAGAUCGAAUGCACCAAAGUCAUCUGAUCGCACUAUAGACAUCGAAGUCAUUGGUCUGGAUGGACAGUCAAUUGUCAAGAAGAGUGUAGAUACCAUCACGGAUCUCAACUCAAGUCGCAAGAUAACUUCAGUGCCGGGACUUCUGAAUAUUACGGACGUGGUACUUCUCCGGCUUCGCCUCACAGGCGGCAGGAGAGUCUUAAGUAGAAGUGUAUACUGGUUGGCACCACAGGUUGAUGUUUUGGACUGGGACAACUCAACGUGGUAUCACACGCCCGUCACUUCUUACUCGGACUUCACAGCUCUCAACGCUUUGCCGACGGCAGGUGUUGACAUACGAGCACAGGGUACAAGAGUGACACUAGAGAAUAAGAGCAAGAUCCCCGCGGUGUUUGUCAGGCUGAAUCUAGUGGACGGGACUGGAAAAGACGUGGUGCCAGUCACUUGGUCUGAGAAUUAUGUCACGCUCUGGCCUAGAGAGAGACUGGAAAUCGAGGUCGGCUACGGGCGUGGGCAUAAUGGUGUUGCGAUUGAGGUGUCGGGGAACAACGUGAAAUCAAAAACAGUGAAGAUCGGUGGCGGAUAUUGA
Molecule: messenger RNA, 2673 nt
Organism: Cucurbitaria berberidis CBS 394.84
Lineage: Eukaryota; Fungi; Ascomycota; Dothideomycetes; Pleosporales; Cucurbitariaceae
Product: glycoside hydrolase family 2 protein
Exons: 2
Coding region: 1-2673 (890 amino acids)
Biological process (GO): carbohydrate metabolic process
Molecular function (GO): hydrolase activity, hydrolyzing O-glycosyl compounds
Source: RefSeq, a predicted model, not a curated record